ACGGGCACGGGGAGAGAGCAGACAAGGUGGCUGCUAGGGGAGCCUCAGUGCGAGAGUUGGGGUGAGCCUGCGGAGCUGAGGUGGCACCGCGGUCAGCGCAGAACCCGGAGGGCCGCCGGCGAGGCCGAGGGCUGGUUACGGAGGUGGCGGCCCCGAGGCUGGAGGGGAGCGGGAGGGAGCUCCGGGGCCGGGCUCGGGGGACGCAUCCCCCUGUAAAGCCCGCCGGGGCUGCCCGAAGGGCCGCGCCCGCGGCCGGACGGGCGCUCCCCGCCGCGCUGGGCAGGCUGCGGCAGGCAGGGAACCGGCAGCGCCGGGGCUGCGCCCCUCCGCGCCCCGCUCGCCCUGCCCCCGCGGGCCGGCCGGGGGUGGGCGGCAGGGUGUGCGGCGAGGGGGAUUAGCGGGACGCCGCGGCCCCGCCUUCCCUCCUCGCAUCCCGGGCGCGAUGAGAGCGGGAGAUGGACCCGAGCCGGCGGGAUUGGCACCAUGACAUUCGCCGGCUUCGUGGUGGCGCUGGUGAUAGGGGCGAUCCCCGGAGCCCGCGGGCCGGGCCAGGUCUCCGCCAGCCUCCCGGCCGCCCGCCCCCCGCAGCCCCCCGCCGGCUGCCCCGCCGGGGGCUUCCCCGCGGCCCAGCGCCCCUGGGCACCGGCGGCGCCCCCUCUGCCGCGCCGGGGGGCGGCGGGCCGGGCGCCGCGGGGCCGCCGCAGCUCCUGCGCCCUGCCCGGCGGCAGCGAGGGGCGGCCCGGCUGCGCCCCCGGGGCCGGCCGGAGCCCGGCGGAGCGCGGCCGCUCUGGCUGCGAGCGAGGGUCAGUGAGACUCCGGGGAGGCAAGAAUGAGUUUGAAGGUACAGUGGAGGUUUAUUGGAAUGGAAUCUGGGGAACAAUCUGUGGGAGCCAUUGGGACAAUAAUGAUGCGACGGUUGUAUGUCGGCAGCUUGCACUUGGGGAAAAAGGUACAGCAAAACAAAUACCCUUUUCUGGAUUAGGCCUUAUUCCUGUUUUCUGGAGUGAAGUGCGUUGUCGUGGCGAUGAAGAAAAUAUACUGUUAUGUGAAAAAGACACCUGGCAAGAUGGGACAUGUCCUCAAAAAAUGGCAGCUGCUGUCACAUGUAGCUCCUCCCUGGGCCCUGUCUUCACUCCGAUCCGGCUGGCUGGUGGGAGCAGUGCCCACGAAGGAAGAGUGGAAGUCUACCACGGUGGCCAGUGGGGCACGGUCUGUGAUGACCAGUGGGAUGACGCAGAUGCUGAAGUUGUCUGUCGGCAGCUUGGCCUUGGGGGUGUUGCCAAGGCGUGGAGCCAGGCUUACUUUGGAGAAGGCUCUGGCCCCGUGCUGCUGGAUGAAGUGCGGUGCACGGGAAAUGAACUCUCGAUCGAGCAGUGCCCGAAAAGCUCCUGGCGAGAACACAACUGUGGCCACAGAGAAGAUGCUGGCGUUUCCUGCACCCCUCUCACAGACGGCGCGCUGCGGCUCGCGGGCGGCAGGGGCAGCCACGAGGGCCGCCUGGAGGUCUAUCACAGCGGGCAGUGGGGCACGGUCUGCGACGACGGCUGGAGCGAGCUCAACACGCAGGUGGUUUGCUGGCAGCUGGGAUUCAAGUCCGGGAAAAGCGCAGGUAUGGAAAAAGAGAGCUACUCCGAAGGAAGGCCUGGGCCCAUCUGGCUGGAUGAUGUGAUCUGCUCCGGGAAGGAGACAAACCUCCUGCAGUGCUCCCGCAGGGACUGGGGGAAGCACGACUGCAACCACCAGGAGGAUGUCAGACUCAUCUGCUACCCAGAAAACGACAGCCACAGGCGCUCACUUGGUCCUCCCAUCAGGCUGAUGGAUGGUGAGAAUAAGAAGGAAGGACGUGUGGAGAUUUUUAUCAAUGGCCACUGGGGCACAAUUUGUGAUGAUGGAUGGUCUGAUAAGGACGCAGCUGUAGUCUGCCGACAGCUUGGCUACAAAGGUCCAGCCAGGGCAAGGACAAUGGCGUAUUUUGGCGAGGGCAAAGGCCCGAUCCACGUGGAUAACGUGAAGUGCACAGGAAAUGAGAGAUCCUUGGCAGACUGCAUUAAGCAGGACAUUGGGACGCACAACUGCCGGCACAGCGAGGACGCGGGGGUCAUCUGCGACCACCUGGGCAGGAAGGUCCCUGCCAACAGCAAUAAAGAUUCUCUUGCUUCUGUUUGUGGGCUGAGGUUACUCCAUCGUCGACAAAAGCGAAUAAUUGGUGGGAAAAAUUCCUUACGGGGCGGCUGGCCGUGGCAGGUGGCGCUGCGCCUCAAAUCCUCUCACGGUGACGGGAGACUCCUGUGUGGCGCUACUCUCAUCAGCAGCUGCUGGGUCCUCACUGCUGCACACUGCUUUAAAAGGUAUGGCAACAACACUCGCAACUACGUAGUGCGGGUUGGAGACUAUCACACGCUGGUGCUGGAGGAGUACGAGGAGGAGAUCGGAGUCCAGGAGAUUGUGGUGCACAGGGAGUACAGGCCGGACAGCAGCGACUACGACAUCGCCUUGGUGAGGCUGCAGGGGCCCGAGGAACAGUGUGCAAGGUUCAGCACCCACGUCCUACCUGCCUGCUUGCCACUGAGGAGGGAGCGACCACAGAAAACUGCUCCCAAUUGCUUCAUCACUGGAUGGGGUGACACAGGACGGGCUUAUUCAAGAACAUUACAACAGGCUGCCAUCCCCUUACUUCCCAAGAGGGUGUGUGAAGAGCGCUACAAAAGGAGAUUCACAGGAAGAAUGCUCUGUGCUGGGAACAUGCAGGAACAGAAACGUGUCGACAGCUGUCAAGGAGACAGCGGUGGACCACUGAUGUGUGAACGCCCAGGGGAAAGCUGGGUCGUGUACGGUGUGACCUCCUGGGGCUACGGCUGCGGGGUCAAAGAUUCCCCAGGUGUCUACACAAAAGUAUCAUCUUUUGUACCCUGGAUUAAAAGUGUGACCAAACUAUGAAUGCCCAUAAUGAAAACCAAAUUUUGAGGCAGGAGAACUCAAACAGCACAUGCAGUGCACAGCUGGGGCCCACAGUGGGUGGAAACAGACAUUUUCCUGAUCCAUGUCUUUUUGUUUUCAUCAAAUCCAAGCUGUAUAGACACAACCCUGCCAGUUAGGGAGUACUGUCCUCCCUGUUCUAGAAGUUGAAAUAUUGCAUGAACAAGUGACCAUGUAUCUAAGGGGAAAAGUGAUAGCCAGCUAGAGUAACACUGGAGCACGACAGCUGGAGACUUGACCCACAAGACUGUAGCUCUGAGCUAUUUACGCUCCAAGCUUCUCUAGAAUUAAUUGCAGAUCUCAAUUAGUCUUCAGUCUAGUUUAUUUGGUCUAUUAUUCCAUUCCUAUGAUUUUGCACUCAGGCCCCUAAAUCUGACUCAUGUUUCCGGAGCUUAUGUGAGACCAUUAGUAGCCUGAUUCUUGCUAAGUAAUUCUGAGUAUGUAUUCAAUGCAGGAAGGAACACAAUGGUCAAUAAUCACAUCCCCAGCUAGUCUGCUAAAUGUCCUCCCAGGUUAGUGUGCCUACAGUACAUUCCCAAGUAAAACUGCCACUACACUGACAAUUCCCCCACAAACAUCCCGCACAGCUGCAAGAGCAACCAUGUAUUUACUGAAGCAGCAUUUGGUGUAUUUCUGAAAUUUGCAAUUUUGAGUAUAUACAGCAUUUUGGAGAGGAUUCACUUUUUCUAUUUACCACUAGUUGUCAGUACAGUGUCGGACUAACAGACAUCCCUAUCCUUUCAUUGCUGGGCUUUCCUCAAGUAGUGCGAAAAACCUUGGUCAAUCUUACCAGACAGUUACACACAUACACUGGAGUCAAAGCUUGUCUGAAAAGGUCUAUAAAGUAACUCUUAAACUGUGUUUACUAUGAAGUAAUGUUUAGACAAGUCUCUCCUUAGUUGCAACACUGAUUCAUACUGAUCUCACAAGGAAAGCUUAGUGACUUCUAAAGAACUGACAUCAUGAUUUAAUUUCUUUUCCACACUAUGAAACCCCUAACACCUUUUUAUAAAAAUGCAGUGAUAACCAACUCACUGUCCUUUGAGAAAGGGCCACCACACCGAAACUAGAACACAGGAGGUAUCCCCCCCCCUUAGCACAAUGUGGAAAGGCGUCAGUGUGGAAACCGCCCGGGAACUGGCGGCAGCCCCGCACUACAGUCCCUGUGCAGGGCCACGUGAGGCCAAGCCUGCUUUCUGUACCACCCUAACAGCCGGGCUCGCACAGCACAGCUGAAAGCUGUGCACCACCCAGCACGCCAGUGUGGCAAGUGUGGCAGACGAGUGUCACCACAUAGCGACUGUGCACACUGUCAGCACCAGUGACUGUUUCCCUGUCUCCAGCUCCCCAAACAGGCUAUGACUGUGUUGUGCGGUGUUUUGUGAAAAAGUGGGGUGCUUGCAUUCAUGCUGUACGUGGCCAGUCAUUCAUUUUUGUAUGGUUGUGUGUCUCCCUGGUGUUAGAAAUAUUCAAGACAACUCAUUUGCAUACGAUGUGGCAAUGAUAUUUCAGAAGCCCAAGUGAUUGAACAUUUGGCCCUUAGUAUCUCCAACUUAAAAUUUUAACUAUUCAACGGUCAGGACUAAUUAUUGUAACUGGUGCUAAACUAGUACAUAAGGUGCUUUAAUAUAUUUUAGUUCUCUGUAAUUCCACACUAUGUUAAAUAGCAUGGACUAUUUUAAAACAUCAUAAAUCACUGUACUGUGAUCACCUACUGUUAGACCAAUGUGAAACAUUGUGGUAGUGAACUUUGAAACCAUUACAUUUUUACUUCUAUACAGCCCUUAAUUACAGGGCUAUAUACAUACAGUCAGUCAAAAUAUAUCUGCAUGUAACAUCCCAGCUUUGCUGUACAAGACCCAUUGAGACUGUGGUGAAGUAGGCUAUGCAGUGCAAUAUAUGCAUUAUAUGCAGGGGAAAUAAUAAUCUGUGGCAAUAGCUGUGCCACAGAACAGGAUACUCUGAGGGGAUGCAGGAACUACGCCUGCAUACCAAGUGCAGUAAACGUUUAGAUUUAGUACAGUACUUUGUUGGUUUUGCUCUUUAAAUAGAAUGCUUUAUUAGAUUUUAAAAUGUUGCACUACUGUUUCCCUGCUGAGCAUGCCCUUUCAGUUUCUAACAUAAAAUGGUCUCCAUCUCAUGUCAUUCUGUUUUGUUCAGUGAGCCUGAUGGUGUACACGUAUGCAAUAAAAACUGCCACACUGA
Molecule: messenger RNA, 5181 nt
Organism: Prinia subflava (tawny-flanked prinia)
Lineage: Eukaryota; Metazoa; Chordata; Aves; Passeriformes; Cisticolidae
Gene: PRSS12
Product: serine protease 12
Exons: 13
Coding region: 484-2937 (817 amino acids)
Biological process (GO): proteolysis
Cellular component (GO): synaptic cleft; membrane; dendrite
Molecular function (GO): serine-type endopeptidase activity
Source: RefSeq, a predicted model, not a curated record